This is a messenger RNA of Hippoglossus stenolepis (Pacific halibut), 3070 nucleotides long. RefSeq names its product ankyrin repeat domain 6a (gene ankrd6a). Lineage: Eukaryota; Metazoa; Chordata; Actinopteri; Pleuronectiformes; Pleuronectidae. Gene Ontology annotation, cellular component: nucleus. Gene Ontology annotation, molecular function: protein binding; transcription cis-regulatory region binding. Gene Ontology annotation, biological process: positive regulation of transcription by RNA polymerase II. The transcript has 15 exons. Bases 151 to 2304 code for a protein of 717 amino acids. The record is from RefSeq and is a predicted model, not a curated record.
CACUGAGUGGUUGGUGGUUUUUGCAUCAUCCUCUUACACACCACACAGCUUCCAACUCUUUGUAGGACUGUUUGUUUGGAUUUGCAUGAAUGGUCCUUUUUGCUACAACAGAGAGUAACAGAAGUCUGCAGGCUCUGCGGUGGGGAAGUGAUGAAUGACCAAGCACUAGUGCAUGUCCCAACAUCAUCAUGCCAGGGCCCAGGUCACCAGACGGCCCUGCACCAAGCUGCCAUGGUGGGAAACAGUGAUGCCAUGACUGCUCUGAUUCAGGGAGGCUGUGCUUUGGACCUGCAGAACAGGGAUGGCAACACUGCACUGCAUGAGGUGUCUUGGCAUGGUUUCUCUCAGUGCGUCAAACUGCUGGUUAAAGCAGGAGCUGAUGUGCACAUCAUGAACAAGGCAGGAAACACAGCACUUCACCUGGCCUGUCAGAAUGCACAUGCUCAGACUGCUCGGGUAUUGCUGCUCGGAGGAUCCAACCCAGACACCAAGAACAACGUGGGUGACUCCUGCAUGCAUGUAGCUGCUCGCUACAACAACCUGAACCUGGUGAAAAUCCUGUUAAACUCAUUGUGCUCUGUGACAGAGAGAAACCAGGGAGGGGAAACCGCUCUACAUGUGGCUGCUGCUCUGAACCAUAAGAAAACAGUUCAGCUCUUACUGGAGGCAGGGACUGAUGGGAAUAUCAGAAACAAUGCAGGUAAAACAGCACUGGACAAGGCCAGAGACAACAAUCAUAAAGAGCUGGCAAUUCUUCUGGCCAGGGCUCCUCAGGUACAUCGCUUCAUGCGAGGAAGAACAAUAAGGAAACGAAGAGAAAGAUUGAUAUCUGAGCGCAGGUCCCAGUCUGUCACCAGAGUAGAAAUACUGCCCAAUAAAUCUGUGUGUCCUGAGGAGGACAGCUGUUCUGUGGUGGAGGAAUGUCCCAACAGUGAACAAAUGCAGAGCCGAACUGCAGCCGAGCUGCAGCCUCAGCGACGACAGCAGCAGCAGACUCAGAAUCAGAAGACUCCAGCCACGAUCGACAACGCUCACAGCCACUGCAGGAGAAGAGACAGGAAGCAGACUUUGGACGAAGAUGAUCCGAGAAAUGGAAAGACUGACUUUCACAAUAAGCGAGAUCUACUCUGUGAUGAUGGCUUCAAACAGCUUUUCACACGGUACCGUGAUGAGGAUGGCAACAUUAUACAGGCACCAGCCAAUGGAUGCCACUGUAAGCCCUUACUGAAGAAGCUGGAGGGUCAAAUGAAAGCCACUCAGGAGGAGAUGAUGCUGCACAUUCUCAACGUCCAGGAGUGCGUCAGUAGCCGAAUGGGCAAAAUGGACCAAAGGAACAGACACCAGAUUAAAGUGUUGAACGUCCUGAAUGAGGAAAGAGCAGCAGCAGAGAGGAAGAACAUGAUUUAUAGGAUGGAGCGGAGAGCUGCCCAGGACAGAGAGGAGGCUCUGAAGACACAGCAGGCAGCAGUGAGUCAAGAACUGAAAAUGUGGUGGAUGUCUCACCUAAACGACAUGGACGCCCAGAUCCCAACUAAUAGCCAGUAUUACAAACUCCUCCCUUCACCAUCUGUGGAGCAGUCUGAGGCAGACGCUGAUCUGGAAUCACUCCCCCUGCUGUCUGUGGUAUCUGGUGACAGCAGCACUUCACUGGCCAACUAUGUCAACAUCCUGCCAACAAAAUCCGGCCUAGGGGACCUUGAGCAGGUGGGGAGGAGGACAUACUUUGAAAUGAGACUGAAAAGGUCACCAGAUGACUACGAGAACACAGCCCUGUUUCCUCCACCCAGCAACCACAUCAGAGACAUCCCGCUGGGCUCUGCUGACCCCAUCUGGCAACAUUCAGGAGUGCAGGACAGUCCCGUAGCUGCAGUGGUGCCAUUGUGUGGGGGGGGCUUCUCAAGCAGCGGCAGUCAGUCCAGCAUCAGUGAACAAGGAACUGGACUAAUCCCACAUCAGGAACGCAGACAUGACAGGCAACACAUGAAACACUUUGGAGAGUUGAUGAGUUCCUGCAGGCAGGAAAAGAUGCACAAUGAAAGCACCACAACACUGGAAUGUUUCAUCAAACCCACUGAGCCCUCAUUCAACCAGGAGAGGAACUAUCUGCAUGCUAUGGAGGUGACCCAGCGUUUCUUUGACACGGUGUCCACCCAGUUGGAGCGCUGGUACGAGAGGAAGCUUGUGGAGGUGGAGCAGCAGAUCGAGCUCAGGGCCCAGCAGGACAGGAAGGAGCUGAUGCAACGGAUCAGCACGCUGGAGGAGGAGCUUCAGAGGCUGAACACCAAUGAGAAUGCAGACAUCUGACGCACCCGGACAGUCACCAACACAGAAAGGAGAAUAAUUUAAGUUUUUUCAGUUUGAUUGAAUAUUUAUCCAUUCAGUACUCAAUGAACUAAUCUAAACCAGAUGCUUCCUUCUUAUCAGUCAAUUAUUUUGUGUAAAAUGGGCUAGUUUUUAGACAAUAUUGAUUGUUCAUACAUAUAUGGAGUAUAUAAAUAUAUAGACGUUCAACAGAUUGUUAAAUUGAGGGGCAAGAUUAUUGAAAGUUGUUGGAAUAUGGGUCCAAAGAAGCUAAAUACCCAUGGUCAGAAUUAUGGGAAAUUUGUGAGAUAAUACCCUGUUAAGGUGUUGUGAACCUGUGGUUAACUUGCUGUCAACCUGUUGCUCAGGUGGAGCAGCCAGAAGCCUGGUGCAGGAGGUUGCAGGUAUAGACAGGUGUGCAUAGUUUAACACAAGAUGGAAUGGCCAAAAUGCCAAACUUGUGGCUUUAGUUCACAAACUAAUGGGCGAUGUCAUGAUGGGUUACCACUUGGUUGACCACAAUAUUAUGCUGCAUUCCGGACUGCUUUGAGGUCAAUAUUUCCCAAACUCCUACUAUAAAAAGUACAAUGGAACGCCAUGCAAAGAACCAUCAAACAACAAUUUCUAUUAAUGGGUGGGGAGAGAAAAAGAGAAGCACAGGAUUUUUUUUGUGAUUAAAUGUUAACCCGAUUAUUUUAAAAAGACAACUAUAGACAGCACAACAAACAAAUGAUAGAUACAUCCAUGUUGUGGCCCAAUUUUUUUUCCC